UUGUGCGAUAUUAUAGUGCGUACACGUGUGUUGUUUCACGAACUGUUUAAACGCGUUUUCCAGCCACGUUCUGCAAGUGCCGGGUAGGCGGCGAAAUUCCUUCAAAAUGGAACUCAAGUACCAUGGAAUGGGAUUGUUGUAAUUAGUUAAGGGAAUGUAUUGUUGAGCGAAUUGACCGUAUCGUUUAUUCGGUGGUGAUGGAAAGAAUCAUGCUGUGGAAUGUCACUAAUUUUAGAGUCCGUUUCGUUAUCUGAGCCGUUGCAUCAGCAUUGGUAUGAAAUUAACAGUGACAUCAUAGUGAGCAUGAUUCCACUAAAUCGGUGGUACAAUAAGACGCCAAUGACUUGCAAGAUUGCAUUAGGAAUCCGUGCACAUGAUAACGAUCUGCAUGUUCCAGAACAGCCUGAAACGAUCGGACGCUUCCUCUUUCCUAUCUUCAAGUGCAUUAAUGUAUUCCAUCUUAGAUACGCUGGUGACGUAAGGUUGUGUAAAUCAAAUCCAGUCUAGGUUCUACAUUGCAAUGAAGAAAUGCUCAAGUCUCCUCAAGCAAAAAGGCUUACAAAACAUCUUACAAUCAACAAUUUGGUCACAGGCAUACUAUGAUCGAUAGUUUAAAAAAAAGGAAGUAACAAGCUUUGUAAGCACAAACACAAUUUGCUACACCGCCUGCCAAUACUGAUUAAUUGGCAAUCCAACAAAUAUCGGUGUCGUGUGCUCCAGGGAAGCAAAACUGCACUCUAUGUUCAGUGCCAACCUAGAGCCGUGUGAAAACGCAUCAACCCCAACCCUAGCUACACCUAACCAGCGUAAAACAAGCAUAUCUGAAUCGUCAUCGUUCGCUCGCAUUGGUUCACUCCGCUGAUUGCUUUCAGCCAUCGUCAUCAUCGUCAUCAUCAUCGUUGGUCGAGGGAAACGCGACAGAUAGCAGCGGCUACCCCGCGAGGUUAACAGCUCUAGCAGCGAGAAGAAACCGCGCUAGUAUUUAGUAAACCGUCGUCCCGGUCGGAAGCGUGGUCACGAACGCGUACGAUUGCAAAGGAACGCAGCGAAAGACAAACAUCCGACACAGCUGGCACCGUUUCGGUUAUCUGUCCGAUUUGUGCUACGUUCCCGAAGGAACGCGACUCCCAAUCCUAGAGUGCGUAGAGUAUUUUCGGUUGUUUUUUUUCUGGUUGUUGUAGUUGGUUGGAUUUCUUUCGUAAAAUUACGCCAUCGUGAAGAUGCGAGGAGUGUCGUAGGAAACAAAAAUAAAACCCCAAAACAAAACACAGUAUCAGUUGUGCAAUGUAGUGAAAUCGAGAGACGGUUGAAACAUGGUGUUACCCGGACCGUUUUGGAGUGAUUUUCAGACGCGCUCUUGUCCUUUUUUUUUCGUUAGUGUUCCCGAUAAGUACGAUGAGACGCUGAGACAGUAAAACGCAUCUACAUUUCCAUUCCCGAAUCGUAGCAUACUAUCCAAAGGUUACGAUGGUAACAGCCGGUAUAUGGAAAGUGAAAACAAAUCCGAUUCACCAUCUACCGUAGCUGUGCCGAAUGGUGGUGAAGAAUGCGAAGGGUGCUAAAUGUCCUUCCAGUCCCGGCUAGCUAGUUUAUUGAUCGUGACCUUCGCGUACAGUGCCACUGCUGCUCGUUCGUUCCACAAUCCACAGGUUGUAAUGGAGAGACGCGGGCGCGCGAUUUCACUUGCGGAGAACAUUGCGGGCAGAAAUGCUUUUGGAGUUCGUCUGUGUUGCGUAACACGGUCUGAUGUGCAGGGAAAGCAACCCUUUAUAUGCUCCAUUACCAUUAUAAUCGCACUUCACUUAUCUCUUCGCUUAAGCAGCGUGUAUGGAUUUGAUUUGUAUCAUGCUAAUCCCAGCAGAGUGAAAGUGUGUUGUUGGUUUUGUUUUCUGUUGUUCGCCCUUACCGAUUUAUCCUCACGAACGUGUUUAAGUGGCGCUAAGCGUUGUCGCAUCAUCAUCAUGUGUUCCCGCUUCACUAGCUUAGAAGCGGUGUGACGCGGUUUAGGCAGAAUGCCAAGCAAUUCAUCUCUAUCUUUGGACCGAGUAAACGGUCGAAGAGCAGUUGAAAAAUGUGUCUCGUCACGAUUUGCCCCCCCCGCUUUGCAUCGUAACCACCCGGCGCGCGAACCGGUCGGCAUGUUUCGGUACGUGCGUUGCGCUAGACAACUUCCAUUUGAACUUCGACGCCACAGGCUGAAGCGCGGGUCGUUUAGCAUACGUUCAAUCUUGAUGGGAUGCUUCUCGCCAUUCCGGCCGCUGUGAAUUGUUCUGUCCUUCACUAGCUCAUUAUUUGUACAGCAAACAGGGCAGACAGUUGUCGACACUAUCGAAAAGAAAAUACGACAUCGAAGCGAAAGCUAACAGAUAGGCGAUCUUUACAAAAUCCAAAAAUCGUUCCCGUGAUUUCGUGUUCGGUUCAACUCACUGCCAACCGUCGUGUCGGUAUAAAUCAAUAGGCUCGAACCCGCCGUAACCGGAGAAUAAGGAUGGGUUUGCUAAGCGAAGGAAGUCCUCUGACGUGGGAUGAAACCAAGGCGCUGGCGCAACACGUUCGCGAACAUGGAAUCGAGCAGUUUAUCAAUCUGUUCGCGCGCCUAAAAGACCGUCAAGGCGAUGUCUUGAAAUGGGGCGACGAGGUGGAGUACAUAAUCGUCCGCUUCGAUGAUAAGCAGCGCGCGGUGCAGGUAUCGUUGCGUGCGCAAGAAAUUCUGGCUAAACUCAACGAAAAGGAAGCGGCCGAUCCGCAAGGAGUAAAAUCUCUCUGGCGGCCGGAGUACGGGGCGUACAUGAUCGAGGGUACGCCCGGUAAACCGUACGGAGGUUUGCUGGCGCAUUUCAACGUCGUCGAAGCGAAUAUGCGCUACCGGCGCAUGGAGGUGGCUGCUUUGCUGCCGGAAAAUGAAGUAGUAAUGUCGAUAACGAGCUUCCCACGGUUGGGAUGUCCGGCAUUCACGUACCCGUUUGCCGUGCCCACGCCCGAGGAUGAAUCGUGUGCGGCACGAUCGAACUUUUUCCCGGACGAAGCGAUCUUUCCGGGCCAUCCGCGUUUCAAGACGCUCACACGCAAUAUACGUCAACGGCGCGGCGAGAAAGUGUCCAUCAACUUACCAAUCUAUCCCGAUCGGGACACGAAGGUGCCGGUCGACGGAAGCAUACCGUCCCAUCCGAACUACGUGCAUAUGGAUGCGAUGGGUUUCGGGAUGGGUUGUUGCUGUCUGCAGCUUACGUUCCAGGCGUGUAACAUCAGCGAAGCCCGCACGCUGUACGAUCAGCUGACACCGAUGUGUCCCAUUAUGCUGGCACUCACCGCAGCAAGCCCGGCCUAUCGAGGGCACCUCACCGAUGUGGAUUGCCGCUGGAACGUGAUUUCGGCAUCGGUCGACUGUCGUACGCGCGAGGAACGCGGUGAGCUGCCGCUAAAGAAUGAUCGGUUCCGCAUUUAUAAAUCACGCUACGAUUCGAUCGAUUCCUACCUAUCGCCGGCUGGAGAUAAGUACAACGAUGUGCCUUUGGUGCUGGAUGAAACGCUUUACAAGCGACUCCGCGAGGGCGAUAUUGAUCAUCUGUUGGCGCAACACAUCGCCCAUCUGUUCAUACGCGACUCGGUUUCGCUGUUCAGCGAAAAGGUUCACCAGAACGAUCGCGAGGACACGGAUCACUUUGAAAACAUUCAGUCGACCAACUGGCAAACGAUGCGGUUCAAGCCACCGCCCCCUAACUCACCGAUCGGUUGGCGUGUUGAGUUCCGCCCGUGUGAGGCACAGCUGACCGACUUUGAGAAUGCGGCCAUCGUGUGCUUCGUUGUGCUGUUGACGCGCGUCAUUCUCUCGUAUCAGCUCGAUUUCCUUAUCCCGAUCAGCAAGGUGGAUGAAAACAUGCAAAACUCGCAGAAACGUGGCGCGGUGCUGACGGAGCGGUUUUGGUUCAAGAAAAACAUUACCGCCAUUCCGCCGGGUACUGCGGACCGUCAAGCAGCGGGGGAGGCAGAUGCAGAGACGCAGACGAAUGUGCAGGAACAGCAACAAAAUGGUACGACCGAUCAACAGACCGGUUCGACCACGGACGAGUACGAACUGAUGACGAUCGAUCAGAUUAUCAAUGGGAAGGGAACAUUCCCGGGGCUGGUGCCGCUGAUUAACAGCUAUCUCGGUUCGAUGGAUGUGGACGCCGACACGCACUGUACGAUUCAGCAAUACCUGAGGCUGAUACAGAAACGGGCGUCCGGUGAGCUGAUUACGACUGCUGCCUGGAUACGGCAGCAAGUAGUGUCACAUCCCGAAUAUAAAAAUGAUUCCGUCAUUAGCGAGGGCAACUGUUACGAUUUGCUGCGAAAGGCGAAAGACAUCCAGGACGGUGUGCUGGCAUGCCCGGAACUGCUUGGCAAUAAUAUUAACUCCAAAACGACGGACAACAUUCCGGCUGCCAUUGAGAAGCAUCUCACCAAGCGAUGUUAAUAGUUGGUUCGAUUUUUGCCGCGAUUCGUACGGCUAUUCUACUUACACUACCUUACUUAAAAAGUCGCCUAAAGAUCAACAUGAUGGAAGCGGUGAUUUCGUGCCAGAUCGAGGGGGAAUGGAUGCUGUUGAUUUCUGGCGUCAAACCGAAUGCGGGUACUUCAAUGUUCAAUGUUAGAAGUUUGGAACGCAUCUGCUUGGAUGCAAAGGUUGCCACAAAAAAAAGGCAGACAAAGAAUGGAAUUCUACACAUCCCGUGCAAUGCAUUUCUUGCCGAUUUGGGAAAGCCCUGCAAGGGCAGGGGUCGCCCAAAAAUUUGUCGACCCAUCGCAUCGGUCGUAUAUGCUAUGGGGAAAGGCAGUGGCGUUUACAAUAUUGUUCUAUUAUUAUCUUAAUGACUUCACGACUUGUUCAACUGUGCUUAUUCGCGUGUUCGCUUCCGAGUGACAAAACGAUCCCUUAAAGGAGAAAGUUGAUGUUCUAUGUAUGACACACAAGCAGCGCGUACGUACGUUUUUUUUUUGUUUGUUUUGCAAUAGGUUAUGGUUUGUUUUGUUAAGUUUACGUUGCAAAUGAUAUUUUAUAAAUUGUAUAGAGAGAGAGAGAGAGAGAGAGUGAGAGCACAGUUUGCACGGGUUAAAAGCGUAAUCAUCCCUUCAGUCAUUUAUGCUCCGAAUCGAUGAAUGAAUAAGAUACUUUUUUGCAACCUUUUUUAUUUCCAAUCCAAAGACACACGAGCCUCUUUUCACGUAUUCUUCAUCAUUUCACAGCGGACACCGAAGGGUGCGGAAAAAGUGGAAACCGAUAAGCAAACUCUAGACACUCAGAUAUACACAAAGCGACCUGAAAAGAAUCGUACGUUGAGGAUGAGGGCAGUGGAAGUUUAGUAAUUACAAGGAAGAAUCCACGUUCAAGCAAUCGCACACAUACACAAAAUGUACAUCGAUCACUAUGUCCGAAAAACAUCCGGCAUUCCCUCAUAACUUGCGUGCCAGGGGGGAACGGAUUCGGUGUGGUUGACUGAAAUUUUCCAGGGCAACACAGGAAAAGCACGAAGAACAAAUUGUUAUACAGAAAUAUAUAUAUAUACAUAUAGAUUUAUAUUAGUAGAUCUCUAA
Anopheles funestus (African malaria mosquito) is the source of this 5574-nucleotide messenger RNA. RefSeq names its product glutamate--cysteine ligase (gene Gclc). NCBI's taxonomy places the organism in Eukaryota, Metazoa, Arthropoda, Insecta, Diptera, Culicidae. The record is from RefSeq and is a predicted model, not a curated record. Gene Ontology annotation, molecular function: glutamate-cysteine ligase activity. The transcript has 6 exons. Gene Ontology annotation, cellular component: glutamate-cysteine ligase complex. The coding region runs from base 2489 to 4456 and encodes 655 amino acids. Gene Ontology annotation, biological process: glutathione biosynthetic process.